Messenger RNA from Habropoda laboriosa, 551 nucleotides. It is a transcript of the gene Chrac-16, whose product is annotated as chromatin accessibility complex protein 1. The transcript has 2 exons. Gene Ontology annotation, molecular function: protein heterodimerization activity. Gene Ontology annotation, cellular component: CHRAC; nucleus. The annotation marks the transcript as partial. The record is from RefSeq and is a predicted model, not a curated record. Lineage: Eukaryota; Metazoa; Arthropoda; Insecta; Hymenoptera; Apidae.
UUUCUGGUAGAAAUCAAUUUUUAAUAAAAAUGACUGCACAAGGAUCACCUGCUAAAAUUAAGGAAUUACGUUUACCUAUGUCAAGGGUAAAAACAAUUAUGAAAAGUUCUCCAUACGUUGAUACAAUUGGUCAGGAUGGGUUAUAUUUAGUCACGAAAGCUACGGAAUUGUUCAUACAUUAUAUAACGGAAGAGGCACAUUUACUAAACAGCAAAGGAAAUUCUUUAGACUACAAACAUCUGGCAGAAGUGGUCCAGACUAAUGAUGUAUUGGAAUUUCUCAGAGAAAUAAUGCCUAGGAAAAUAACAGUCAGACAAUUUAAGGAAAUGAUGGCUGCCAAGAAUUCAAACAGCAGUUCAUCAGAAAGUAGUUCAGACUCAGAUAGUGAUAGUGAGUCAGACACAGAUUCUUGUUCUGAUAGUGAUGAUAAGAAAACAGAAGAUGGCAACUCAUCAAAUAGUGAGCAAGAAAGUGACACAAAAUCAUAUGUUAGAGUUGACUCUGCAAGUGACAAAAGUGAGGCUAGUGUAAAAAGUGACAGUGAAGAUGAG